Molecule: messenger RNA, 1242 nt
Organism: Exophiala aquamarina CBS 119918
Lineage: Eukaryota; Fungi; Ascomycota; Eurotiomycetes; Chaetothyriales; Herpotrichiellaceae
Exons: 2
Coding region: 1-1242 (413 amino acids)
Biological process (GO): phospholipid metabolic process
Molecular function (GO): phosphatidate phosphatase activity
Source: RefSeq, a predicted model, not a curated record
AUGGUCGCUCCCGCCAAAACAGUGUCCAGUCUCGCUGCUGGUGCUCGACAUGUUUCCAAACGACUCGUUGCUUCUUAUGUCUUAGACUGGGUACUCAUUCUAGCAACCGCAGCUGUUGGCGGCGCACUCAGUUUGGUCGAUGGCGCUCGACAUAGCUUUUCGCUACAAGAUCUCAACAUCUCCUUCCCUUACCAUGAAGACACUGUAACUGUGGGGACUCUACUGCUUGUGGUCAUUGUCGCACCUGGCGUUAUUACUGCGGCCAUCUCACUAUUACUUGUUCCUGGCCCCACUGCACAUCGGUCAACACCAAAGGCACUUGUCUGGCGGAGGAAGGUAUGGGAAUGGAACACAGCGUGGAUGGGCUUAGGACUUUCCCUCGCAAGCGCCUUCAUGAUUACCGAAGGGCUGAAAGAUAUCUCGGGCAAACCGCGACCUUUCAUGCUGGCUGUUUGCGAUCCAGAUCUCAGCCCUGAAUCCCUCCGGAGAUGGCAGGUCGGCGGACUCGGGACGUCCAUUGACUCGGCAGUCCCUGUUAUCGUCGACUGGCAUAUUUGUCGCAGUACGGAUGCAGGCAAGAUGCGCAAUGCUUUCGCCAGUUGGCCUUCUGGACACGCAAGCUUCAGUUGGGCCGGGCUGCUGUAUCUGACCUUCUUCAUCUGCGCCAAAUUUGCGGUUCACAUACCUUUCCUUUCAUCAGCAUCCUCUAGUCAGCAGUUUAUCUCUACAUUUGAUGAGGAAGAGGAAGAACCAACCCGACCAAAGCAUUCGUCAAGAGCCUCUUCGCCAACAGCACGCUCCGCCAGCUUUAAGCUGCCUCCUCGAAACGAAGCGGCAGCCCCGCCGAUCUAUCUUCUGAUUCUCGCAUUCGUCCCGGUUGGUGCAGCUUUUUACAUUUCCGCAUCUCGGUGGUCGGACUACCGCCAUCAUGGAUUCGAUAUCAUUUCAGGCUCGCUUAUUGGAAUACUCACCGCUUGGUUUGGAUUCCGCUGGUAUCAUCUGCCAAUUCGCUCAGGAUCUGGCUGGGCUUGGGGCGCAAGAAGCAGGGAUCGCGCCUUCUGGCUGGGCGUUGGUCGCGCGAAUUAUGUUGGCCAGGAAGGAUGGGAGAGCGCUAAGUUUGCGCGUCGUAGAGACAUUGAGUCUGGUCCUAACAUCAGCGGUGCCGGUCUCCCUGAUGAACGCGAAGCAACUGAACAAACAGUGUUAGAUGAAGCACCCGGUGCAACCAAUGUACCCAGGUGA